Molecule: messenger RNA, 2147 nt
Organism: Nomia melanderi (Alkali bee)
Lineage: Eukaryota; Metazoa; Arthropoda; Insecta; Hymenoptera; Halictidae
Gene: DNApol-epsilon58
Product: DNA polymerase epsilon subunit 2
Biological process (GO): error-prone translesion synthesis; DNA-templated DNA replication
Cellular component (GO): epsilon DNA polymerase complex
Molecular function (GO): DNA binding
Source: RefSeq, a predicted model, not a curated record
UGGUCCAUAUUGCUCUAAUAAUUUUCUUCGUUUCAUAUCACGAAUCAUCCAUCGUCCAAGAUAUAAAUUACGUAUUUGCUAAAAUUAAUCACCAAAUGCAUAAAAUUACAAAACAGCCAAACAUGAGUUAAUCACUAUUCUAUUCAAUAUUUUAUAUAUUAUUUAUACUUACAUUACAUAUUGGAAAAUUCGUAUUACUUAAAAGGAAAUUCGAGAAUGUUGAUAAACCACUUCUUAUGGCAGCCAUAUUUAAUAAUUUAGUUUCAAGAAAGUAGCGUUGUACACCAUCUAGUACAAAUUGUAGUAAAAAAUGUGCACUAGCGGACUCUACCUAGAGUUUAGAUUCUAGACGUCUUGCUGUGCCAGUGGUGUCAAAAGGCGGGAAAAUAUUUCAUGUACAUGAAUUCAGAGUACCUGUCAAAAAAAUAAUUGAGAACGAAAUAAUUCGCGCAAAGUUGAUUUUAUGAAUUAAUAAUCUGAUAGCAUUAAUAAUUAAAAUUGUUUUUUCUGCUUUUGUUCUAACAUAGCGCACGUAUGUAUGAAUAUGUAUAAUCAAAAUAUUACAUCUAAUGAUGGCUGAUGAAAAAUUAGUAAAAUUUGUACAGAGCACAUUUUCUUUGUAUGGUCUUGUACUUUCAAGGAAACUCAGUGUUUCACUUGCUAAAGAAUUGCUGAAUGUAAAUGAAGAUGAACGUAAACCUUGGCUUACACAAAUUGUAGAACAAGUUUUAACUCAGAAAUUAAAUGGUCCUCACAUUACAGUGGAAAGUCUUAAAUUAGCAAUAGAAGAGUGUAUAAAGCCUGAUACAUUGAAAGAUACAGAAAUAAUCUUAGGUGUCAUAGAUGCAUUUGAAAUACCAAAAAUUAAGUAUGAUUUAUCCAAAAAAAAGUUUGUUUUGUCAUUUCUAACACCAGAUUUAUAUGCUGAAGCUCAAUAUAAAUCAACAAUGAUUAAAGAUCGAUUUGAAUCACUUUGGUAUAGAACCUUAAGACACGAACAUUUUACUCCCCCUAAAAUUGGCGAAAGAAAAGAUACUUGGAUUGAAUUGGUACCUAUUGAAUGCUUAUUGAGCGAAAGUAAACAAGGAAGUGUUUAUGUAAUGGGCUUUUUAACACACUUAGUGGAAGGUCAAUAUUAUUUAGAGGAUACAGGAGGAACCAUAAAAAUUGAUUUGACAAAAGCAAAUUUUCAGGAUGGAUUAAUUCUGGAAGCAUCUGUAGUAAUAGUUAGUGGAAAUUACAAAGAUGGUAUGUUGUAUGCAGAAGAUAUAGGUUUUCCACCAGCUGAAUCAUCUAGCAAUGCACGUGCAGAAUUCGGAGAUUCUAAUACAUUUGGAGGUUUACAUAAUCUGUCUUUGAAAAUGUCAGAAAAAUUAAAAAAUUACGAGGAAAGUAACAAAGAUGGAAUGAUGAUUUUUGUAUCUGAAAUGUGGUUAGAUGACGAAACUGUUUUAAAAAAAUUUAGGAUUAUGUUGGAAGGAUAUUCUGAUUAUCCACCUAUUGCUUUUGUGUUAUGUGGCCAUUUUUUAAGCUUCCCAGCAAAUGUAACUAGCGCACAAAAAUUAAAAGAAGGUCUUAAAGAUUUAGCAGAUAUAAUAAUACAAUAUCCAGGAAUAAAAGAGUCUUCCAAAUUUAUUUUUGUACCAGCAUCUGAUGAUAUUGGAUCACCAAAAAUUUUGCCAAGAUCUUCGCUUCCGAAAAAUAUUACAGAAGAGUUUAGGAAAACUAUACCUGGUGCAAUAUUUGCUACUAAUCCUUGUAGAAUUCAGUAUUGUACAAAAGAAAUUGUUGUGUUAAGAGAAGAUAUUUUAACAAAGAUGUGUAGAAAUGCACUUUUAUAUCCACAAGAAGGAAAUAUUUAUGAUCAUUACGCUAAAUCAAUUAUUUGCCAGUCACAUUUGACUCCGUUAAAUCCUUCUAUAGUCCCAAUAUACUGGAAACACGAUCAUGCUCUACAAAUAUAUCCAACUCCAGAUUUAAUUGUGUCUGCAGACAAAUGUGAAGCAUAUGCAACCACCUAUUCUAAUUGUCAUAUUAUCAAUCCUGGACUGUUUCCAAAAAAUGAUUAUUCAUUUAAAGUGUAUGUUCCAGCCUUGAAUUUAAUUGAACACUGCGCUAUUCCUAAAGAUAUGGAUGAUAUUAGCUAA